AAAUAUCAAUAUGGCGAUUAAUGAUUAAUGAAUGGUGUUAAGUCGAUACACUGAAAUAUAGAUCUAAAUCUAGAUCUAGCACUCGUUUUGCUUUUUUAAAAAUAAUAGGUUUUUUUUUCAUGAAAUGAGCCAAAACUUUAUGGAGGUCCGAUGGAGAGCAAUAUUGUUAAAGAUUUUGAAAACUUAAAAGUUUAUGCACAACGUAAUUUUAUAAUGGAUGAGUUGGUGCAAGAUCUUACCACUGCCUUGGAAGAAACAGCAACUGUAGGCAGGCCUGGAACAUCUCAGACUGAAGGGGCAAACUCUAGCACUUAUCCAAGAAGGUAUGUCAAAAAACGUAGAGGAAUCAGACGUCCUUCUGCCAAUAGCUAUUACUGGAAAAGAGGAACUAUAAGUGAAGCUUCAGAAAGCAGCAUUGAUGAGCAUCCGAUUAGAGACUAUGCUGGGAAUGUGAUCCAUAGUGAUUCAGAUGAUUUGGCAGCUUGUCAGCGAAUUCCAAAAUUGACAGUUCCCAUAGUUGAUUCUGUUCCUCCGGUAGAAUCAGAUUCAUUUACAGAAAAUCUCUCUCCUCUUCGGCCUCAGAGGAGAAGACGAAAAUUUAAAACUAUGGCAGUGGAUUCAUCACCUCUAACUGAUCCUAUUCCUUCUGAUGCUGAUUCAGCCUCAGGGGACAGACAGUUUGGUAAAAGGAAAGAGGAAUCACCAAGCACUACUGUUGAUAAAGCAAGCUUCUCUGGACUAAGAUGCCCUGUGUCUAGUUCAAUGUAUAGUACAUCUCAUUCUCAUGCGGUGACUGCUGGGAAAAGAAAACGAAGCAGCAAAAGCCGUACAGAUUAUAAUUAUAGUGAUUUUCCACAUCAAGGGAUUUCUCUGAAUAUGGAUAGGAUGGAAGUUGCUAGUGUUUCUCAAGAGAGUUCUCUGAGCAGUAGUGAGUUUGACAGUGAUUUAAAUGCUAACAAUGAAGAUGCAAGAGAAGCUGAUGAUGAACAAAGUGACUUCUUUCAUGAGCCAGGACCUGCAUGUGGAAUCCCAGAUAUUGUACCAUGGUGGGAAAAUGAAAGGGUAACAGAUGAACCUCUGCAAAUUGAUUCUGAUUUUGAAAAAAUACUAACAGGAACAUUUGCGCAUCUCCCUAAGUUCUCUAAUCAAAGUUUUAAAGCCAGAAUGGGGCGUCUUCUGUCGGGGACUGGCCGGGAAAUUCGGUUAGGCAGAAGAAAGCUGAAAGGCAAAAUGCCAAGGUAUACCGUUGGGAAAUUUCUCCAGGACAGGGAGCAUUGGAAUAGAAUGCAGGGUCAUCAUCCUGGCACAUUGUUGCCAGGCACAUGUAAUAACAAUACAAAUAACAACAGCAAUGGACACGGAGUGGAAUUCAAGCGCAGAAGACAUGUACCAAAAAGUUCUACAAGCAUAGAAGGUAUCAGUGGUCAAUGCUCAGAUCCUGUGUCAGAAACAACUGUUGCUGCCAAAUUGAUUCGACCUAGCGCCAGUGGAGGUAUGAAAAGUCCAGUAAUAGCUGUGAGAAAGAGUGCCAGAAAACCUGGUGUUAUAUAUGCCAAUGUUUCAGAUUCAUAACAUUUAUUUUGAGAGUGCACAGACUGUAGUAUUUUGAAUAUCAUGGCAGAUUCAUUUUUGGGGAUAAUAGCAUUUGGUUUUAGUUGGUUUAAAAUUUUAAUUCUGUAUAUUUCAUGUUUACAUAUAAUAAUAAUCUACAUGAAAGAAAUGUGAUAUUGGCAUUAUUUUAUUUUCUAACAGGAGAAAAUUCCUGUUAGUAAAAUUUUUCUCUCAUUUGAAUUGUGUGAGUAGUUUUUAAAAAAGCAAUAUUGAAAUUUUACCAUGGUUGAAAUAAAAUAGUACUCAAUAUAUGUAUUAUUAGUUACGCUUAGUUUUAGUAUUGACAACAUUUAAAAAGUAUUGUAAAUAUUGUACAAAAUACAUUAAUUUGCCUAUUGAUUUUUAAAGUGAUGAAAUUACAAAGUAAGGACAAAGCAAAAAGAUUAAACACUCAUUACUAAAGUACAUUUUAACUGAUAAAGAACAACUUAUAUUUUAAUGUUAAUGAUAGCUAUGUUUUAUCCACAAAAUAGAUUAUUAAUUUUAUGUUCACAUUUUGAAAUUACAUUACCAAUCUAUUAUUUUAAACAUACACAUUUUAAAUUCUAUGUUUCACUUAUCUACAGUAAUCAAAUAAUUUUUAUUUAUUCAUAUUGUACAAUAAUUUUUUAAAUUAUAAACUUUUAAUUAAAAUAUAUAUUGUUGGAAUUCAUUAUUUGCUGAGCCUUACUUUUGGAAUAUAUUAAAUAUUUAUUUUAUAAAAUAGUUCUGCUGGGUUGUAAUGUACAUAGCUAUUGCAUCUGCUUAGAUAUUUUGUUUAGCAGCAGUUUUUUUAAAACAGAAACAAGUGCUAUGUAUAUAGUUAAAGACCAUUUCUAAAAAUCCAUCACUCUAUUACUAGCUAAAAAAAAUUUAAUUUUUUACAUUUUAUGACAAUGACAAAGCAACUGAUAUUAGAAAGUUCAGUGUAAAAAUGAGUAUAACCAUAUUUAAAUGUUUUUCUUUACAUUUUGAAAAUAUUUUCUUAAGGAUCAGUUAAAAACUUUAGCAGUAGCCUACUGUUCAUGAUAAUUUAUCUCAGACAUUUUAUUAACAAAUUUUUAAGCUAUUCUCGUUUCUAAUGAACUGUCUUACAGACAAUAAUUCAGUUCUCUGCGCACAAAUAUGUACAUUUUGUAUUUAUUUUUAUACAUGCCUAAAUGUUUUUAUGGGACUAUUGUUUUGAUGUUGAUGUUAACUUCUCUUCUGUGUGGGUCAUAGUUUUUAUCUCUUUGCAGGCAUAGCAUUAAGCAGUUGUGCACAAUUUUGCUUCAUGCAUAUAUUUUACUAGAAUUGCAAAUGUUUACCAACUAAAUUAGCUAGAAUAAUAAUUGUGUUCAAUUUUAAUUUAAAAAAAAGCUUUUAAAAUAAGUGAAUUGAAUAGGUCUGCUAUGAAGAUGAUUCAUUUUUGAAUAAAAGAUCUUUCAUGGGUAAGGGGCUACAAGUCUGUGAGAACCAUUUAUAUUUAUGUGCAAUCAUGUGAAAUUAAUAAAAUUCAUUAUGAAAUUGACAAAAUCUA
Molecule: messenger RNA, 3109 nt
Organism: Physella acuta
Lineage: Eukaryota; Metazoa; Mollusca; Gastropoda; Physidae
Product: G patch domain-containing protein 2
Source: RefSeq, a predicted model, not a curated record